This is a messenger RNA of Pieris macdunnoughi, 312 nucleotides long. Lineage: Eukaryota; Metazoa; Arthropoda; Insecta; Lepidoptera; Pieridae. The record is from the annotation of a GenBank genome assembly.
AUGACUUUUGUUAAUCUCACGUUUUGCUUAGAGCAAAGAUGCCCUUCCGAAAUUUCCUCGACUCUUACGUACAUAGUUGAACAUGCAGUUUGGCGCAACUGGAAUCAAGCAUUAAUAUUUACCAAAGACCUUAAAACAGAUUGCAGUUGGAUGAUAUUGCGUUUUAUGAAAUGUCUGGUAGUCAAUGGCGUUGCAGUCGCCCUCAAUGUGGACAAAAAGCCUCGUUUUAAUAUAAAAAUUGGAGUGGUUACUUUAUCGACAAAUUUAGCUCGAAACACAUCAGUGCUGGCUCAACAUAUCAAACAGGUAUAA